AUCUUGAGCAAGCUGCCACAGUGGCAUCCUCAGUGGCAUCCUCAGAUGAGGAUGCUGGUGUGGAAACACACCCAGAACAGUGCACGGACGAUUAGAUGAUGAUACCCUUAAUUUAACAACGAAUUUCUUCACCUGAUAAUCCAUGAAGAGAAAAAAUUUUGACAGAGCUUUUUAACCCUGAUUUUUCGUCUGUGCACUUUCUGUUUCCCUUUGUCGUAGAAAACUAUCCGUAGUAACGUGUUGUAGUACUGUUGUCUUGUCUUUGCUUCACUUUCUUGUUUUUCGUGCCAGUUGGAGGUUGAACAAAAAACCCCAAAAUGAGAAAUUAAAAAAUUUUCAUAGAUGGUAGGCGCCUAUCACAUCAAAGGCAGGUAUACAUUUAUCCUGCGAUAAGCGUCCUCGUCUUCUUCUUUUUCUUCUUCUCUACUGAUGCACUUUUCCCUUGGCUCUGCAUAACAAUACACUACUCAAAAUGCCCGACGUCCGCUACGAUGAUGACUCCACUCCGGCUGUCUGCGAUACGUGUUUGGGAACCAAUCCCUAUGUCGAGAUGAAGAGGCUUCGGAACGGCGCAGAAUGCAAAAUAUGUUCGAAACCCUUCACCGUUUUCAAGUGGAGUGCACAGGACGGUAAUGCAUUUUCAUCAAGUCGGAAGAAGACUGUCAUCUGUUUGACCUGCGCCAGGUCGAAAAACCGCUGCCAAUCAUGCUUGCUCGAUCUCACUCUUGGUAUACCUAUCGAGAUGAGAGACAAACUUCUCCGAAUAGCCAAAAUUGACGCGGCCAAAGACUUGAACAUGUCUACCGACAUAGUGUCCAAUGCAAAAAACAUUACAAGUAGAUUGUACAACUCGAAUUUGUUGGAGGAAAAACUGAAGAACGAAGAAAUCACUCAUCUUGCAGACAAUGAAGAGCUGAAAAGAAAGCUGGAGCAGAAUCUAGAAGCAUCGUUGAACAAACAGGAUUCAAAACAAAAGCAGGGUCACAGCUAUAAUAAAGAUCCAAUUUCUCUUUCAAAGCAGGAGCUGCUUGAUUUGUUGAAAUCUUUUCCUUUCAAUGGAAACUUACAAUUUCGUCCUAAAAAUGCACAUAUACGAUCUUUCUUCUUUUUUGGCAAUGGAUCGUCCCUAUCCAUGUUCCAAGUAAAAGACUAUUUUAUUGGUUUAUCUCCAGAAUUUACCAAGGACACGGUAUCUUCCCUUUAUACACAAAAUGCAGGGAAAUUUGGCUAUAUCGAAUUCAAGACUCGUGGAAUUGCUGAAAAAGUUGCAGAUAUAGUGCAUGGUCGUCAAAAAAAGGUUCUGGGGUGUGACAAGUACAAG
Molecule: messenger RNA, 1321 nt
Organism: Pichia membranifaciens NRRL Y-2026
Lineage: Eukaryota; Fungi; Ascomycota; Pichiomycetes; Pichiales; Pichiaceae
Exons: 1
Cellular component (GO): U2-type catalytic step 2 spliceosome; U2-type catalytic step 1 spliceosome; Prp19 complex
Molecular function (GO): pre-mRNA binding; U6 snRNA binding
Source: RefSeq, a predicted model, not a curated record